UCGGCCAUCAACUGCCCCGGCGCGGGGUCGGGAAUGCGGCCAGGCGCUGGCGCAAGGCAACGUCACUGGGCCGCGCCAGCCAAUCGCGGGGGGGGCCCUGUUGUGAAUGCUGCGGCGGCCCGCCGCCGGCGGGAGGCGCUGUGGCCCGUAGGGCGACCCCACAGAGCCGCCAUAGCCGCCCGCCUCCUCCGAACCAACGUCUCUGCCGCCGGCUCCGCGCCGCCGCCAUGGCCGACGUGGAAGACGGCGAGGAAUCCUGCACCCUGUCCUCUCACCCCGGGGGCGUAGGCUCCAAGUCGGGAGGCGACAAAAUGUUCUCUCUGAAAAAGUGGAAUGCGGUAGCCAUGUGGAGCUGGGACGUGGAGUGCGAUACGUGCGCCAUCUGCAGGGUCCAGAUGCCUGUCUUAGAUGUCAAGCUGAAAACAAACAAGAGGAUUGUGUUGUGGUCUGGGGAGAAUGUAAUCAUUCCUUCCACAACUGCUGCAUGUCUUUGUGGGUGAAACAGAACAAUCGCUGCCCCCUCUGCCAGCAGGACUGGGUGGUCCAAAGAAUCGGCAAAUGAGAGUGGUAAAAGGCUUUCUUUGUGCAGUUGUUCAGAGCCCUGCUUGGAUCCUGUUAUCAAGUGCCCUGUAAUGGCUAGCACACUCCAAGGGACUAAUUCUUCAAAUAGGAGGAGCUGGAUCUGGAGCUCUAGGACUCAUAAAAGGCAUAGUUUAGCAUUUUGUCAAUUUUAUUUUCAGAAAUUCUCUACAAUUAAGAAGAUAAUUUAUUAAAGAUGUUCUUUCCUA
Messenger RNA from Manis pentadactyla (Chinese pangolin), 788 nucleotides. It is a transcript of the gene RNF7, whose product is annotated as ring finger protein 7. Gene Ontology annotation, cellular component: nucleus; anaphase-promoting complex; Cul5-RING ubiquitin ligase complex. The transcript has 3 exons. The record is from RefSeq and is a predicted model, not a curated record. NCBI's taxonomy places the organism in Eukaryota, Metazoa, Chordata, Mammalia, Pholidota, Manidae. Gene Ontology annotation, biological process: anaphase-promoting complex-dependent catabolic process; protein ubiquitination. Gene Ontology annotation, molecular function: cullin family protein binding; ubiquitin protein ligase activity; zinc ion binding. Bases 228 to 500 code for a protein of 90 amino acids.